This is a messenger RNA of Drosophila montana, 2372 nucleotides long. It is a transcript of the gene Gba1b, whose product is annotated as Glucocerebrosidase 1b. The transcript has 9 exons. Gene Ontology annotation, molecular function: glucosylceramidase activity. Lineage: Eukaryota; Metazoa; Arthropoda; Insecta; Diptera; Drosophilidae. Gene Ontology annotation, biological process: glucosylceramide catabolic process. The record is from RefSeq and is a predicted model, not a curated record. Bases 105 to 1793 code for a protein of 562 amino acids.
GCAUUUUACAGCCCAGCUCGGCUCGGCUCGGCUCUCGAGUCAGUUGUGAGGCCGCAUUCGGAGCGCAAGUUUCGUUGCAGUUUUGGUUUUGUUAGAGGGCGAAAAUGAAAGCGUGUUGGCUGUGCUUGCUGAUCGUUUUUGGCUUGUGGGCGCGACGCGGGGCUGCCUUAUCAACGCCUUGCCAGCUGAGGGAGACAAGCUACGGCAGCGUUUGCGUCUGCAACAGCAGCUACUGCGAUUAUCUAGAUCAGCCGAUUCUCAGUGAUAACGCUCAGAUUGUGGUGAUUAGCUCUAGCAAGAAUGGCCUGCGUUUCAAGCAAGCCCAUGGCAGUUUUCUGGACAAAGAGGCAUUGGAAGUGCAGGAUCAUCGAUGGAUUGAUGAAAACUUUGUAGCGGACUCCAUUAUUGUUGAGCAAAACAAGGCCUGGCUACAAUUUGCCAACGUUCCGCAACGCUUCGCUUUCAAUGUGAGCAUUAAGACCGUGCAGUUAACGGUUAAACGCGAGCAGCGCUAUCAGAAAAUAACAAAUUUUGGAGGCGCUUUUACGGGCAGCGUCUCGCACAUUUUAAAACAACUCCCAGUCGAUUUGCAGGAUCAUGUCUAUAGAUCCUAUUUUCACGCCGAUGGCAUUGGCUAUAACUCAAUACGCAUGUCGAUUGGUGCCUCCGACUUUGAUCUACAGCCCUGGGCCUACAACGAGCUGCCGCGCAACGAUCCAUCACUGAGCAACUUUACCACACUGGAUGCACGUGAUCUUCAGAAAAUUGAACAGCUGAAACGCCUUAAAGCAGUCGCCCAACUGAAUGAUCUGAAAAUUAUGGCCGCUGCUUGGAGUGCGCCCACAUGGAUGAAGAGCAACGAUAGAUGGACGGGUUUUGGUCAGCUGAAAUCGGAAUACUAUCAAGCCUGGGCGGAUUACCAUUUGAAAUUUCUCGAACUGAUGCAGUCUAAAAAUAUGCCCGUCUGGGCCAUAUCCACUGGCAAUGAGCCGUUAAACGGCGUCAUCGGUUUCAUCUUUAUACACUUCAUGAGCAUGGGCUGGACGCCCUGGCAGCAGGCGAUUUGGCUCGGCGAUUAUCUGGGACCGACCAUCAAGAAGUCCAAGCAGAGUCAUGUGCUCAUCUUUGGCAACGAUGAUCAGCGUUAUACGUAUCCCUCCUGGUUUCGCAAGAUGCGCGCCUCUCGCAGCAAUGCCCUCGACUAUCUUGAUGGCCUGGCGGUGCAUUGGUAUUGGGAUGAGAUCUUUGGACCACAGCUUAUAGAUGACGCCCAUACAGAGAUGCCAAAUAAAUUGUUAUUGAAUACGGAAUCUUGCAUAGGCGACAAACCAUGGCAGACGCACGGCCCAGAGCUGGGCAACUGGGGACGUGGCGAGAGCUAUAUGCGCGCCUAUAUACAGGACUUGCUGCACAAUUUCAACGGCUGGCUAGACUGGAAUCUGGUGCUGGAUGAGCAGGGCGGUCCGAACUAUGUGCACAAUUAUGUGGAUGCUCCGGUUAUCGUGAAUACAACGAGUCGCACCGAAUUCUACAAGCAGCCCAUAUACUAUGCCAUCGGGCAUUUUAGCAAGUUUCUACCGGAGCAAUCCGUGCGGAUCGAGGCGAGAACCAACGAAACCGAGUCCUUCGCCCAGCUGAGCGCGGUGGGCUUUCAAAGGCCGGAUGGCAGCGUGGCGCUGAUCUUGUACAAUGGCGAAAACCUGCCCGUUAAUGUGGCGCUCAAUGACAGUCAACGUGGUGCAUUCAAUUUGCGUCUGCCAGCUCGCUCCUGGCACACCGUGGUCUACAAAUGAUCUGCAAUGGAUUCCAGGAAACUACCAAAUGGGUUAAGCAUAGCGUAAAGUGAUAUAAUCUAUACUAUAUAUAGCCAAGGGUCCAGCCGGCAGUGCACGUUGCACGUUGCACGUUGUUGCUGCCCCAAGGACCAAUUAAGAUAGAAAACAUGUUUGCCACUCUGCCACUCUGCCGCUCAAGUGACAAGCGCAGGAAGCCAAUAAAUUUGCCCCGCAACAGGAUGCGGAUGCUCCACAGCGUUGACUCUGGAGAUUUGUCCAAGCGCAACGACCAAGACAACGGAAAUUUGUUUAAGCUGCUCAAUUUGCCGUAACACGUCUGUUUACAAUGAAAAUUCAUUUGCCGUUUACCCCGCACCGCCCCAUCUCAGUUUAGUCUGCCAUUGGCAUGGGCAUGGGCUAUGGGGUGUGGGGCAAGGGGCAUGGGUAGGUGGCACGGCAAGUAUAAACGAAAUUUCGGAUCAAGUUGAGUGACAACCGGCAGUCGAGCGGCGACAACGACCAACCGAAAACAUCUUUCGUAUAAAUAUUUUCUUAAGUUUUUCUUCAAAUAAAAUGUUCUUCUUAUUUUGUUUUUUA